GGCCGCAGCGCGAGGCCGGGACGGGGCUGCGCCGCCAGCCGACGCGGACGUGGGGACGGGUCGGCCCUGUAUGCUGGCGACCUGCUGGGCGCAGGGAACGUCCGGUAGUCCGACCAUCCCGGCGCGGGUGAUGAACCGGGACACGCAGGCCCUCCUGGACACCGGCAGUGUGGUUACCCUCCUUCGCCCCGACCUGGCGGGUGGGAAGGCAGGGGAACCGAUGGAGGUGGCCUGCGUCCACGGGGACACCCGGACAUACCCCACGUGCCACGUGGUUGUCCGCACCACACACGGUGUGUUCACGAUCCGGGCGGGGAUUGUUCCCCACCUACCGGUCCCGUUGGUAAUCGGGAGGGACUGCCCGAUUUUCCGCCGGUUUUGGGCCCCGGCACUAGAGUCCCGGGGCAGGAGAGAUGCGGUUGCCGUCGCGGCAAGAGAUGCGGUUGCCGUCGCGGCAAGAGAUGCGGCUGCCGUCGCGGCAAGGGAUGCGGCCGGCGCCGCUGCGAGAGGUGCGGCCGCCGGCGCCGCGAGGGACGCAGCCGCCGCCGCAGGAGACACCCGGCCCCGUCGAGACACCUGCCUGGGCGGGUCCCUCGUCUACCUGAGGCUUGGUCAAAGGGUGGAGGAGUGUGGCAUCCCGCCACGUAAACCUCGGCCUGGACGGGCCCGAGGUACCGUGAAGGACGGGGUAUACCACCCCCACCCACCAGCCGGCGACGGAGAGCAUCCCUUUCACCUCCCCAAUCAGGGUGAUUGGGGGACACCUGGCCGAAAGCUGAGGAGCCAUCUUAAGAGGAGGUCCAGGACAGCACAGCACGGCACGGGAGCAGGAAGGAAGUACUCGCGGUCUCUAGGGCCUCCGUGGGCCUCUAGGGUAGGGCUGGCUCGGCCCGUGCUGUCUCGUCACUCGUCGGCCCUUUCCGUCUGCUCCCGAGUGCCUUUUAAAGCGUCUCCCUGGCUGUCCAGCCAGGUGUCUCCCAUCCCGCUGAUUGGGGUUCGGUUGGUGCUCUCCGUCGCCGGCUGGUGGGUGACGGUGGUAUCGGCCAUCCCGGACCAACCCUCGGGCUGGUCCGGGCCAAGGUUUAAGUAGCGGGAUGCCACAGUGUGUGUGUGUGU
Messenger RNA from Gadus macrocephalus (Pacific cod), 1116 nucleotides. RefSeq lists its product as uncharacterized. The transcript has 2 exons. Bases 71 to 1090 code for a protein of 339 amino acids. The record is from RefSeq and is a predicted model, not a curated record. NCBI's taxonomy places the organism in Eukaryota, Metazoa, Chordata, Actinopteri, Gadiformes, Gadidae.